Molecule: messenger RNA, 351 nt
Organism: Didymodactylos carnosus
Lineage: Eukaryota; Metazoa; Rotifera; Eurotatoria; Philodinida; Philodinidae
Source: the annotation of a GenBank genome assembly
AUGUGUAUUGUGAGCAUAUACCUCAAUUUUUUCCAGUAUUCUUAUAGAAAAACAACAACAGUCUCAUGCACGAUAAAUCGAUCAAAAAUAGAUUACGAUCGAUCAAAAAAAGAUCGAUCUACUGGACCAGAUCAUUCAUCUCAUCGUCGAACAUCAACAUCAAGAGAUCGGUCUAUUAGACCAGAGCAUUCAGCUCAUUCAGAAGCAUUUGACCCUCGUCCAAGACCAAGAGCAACAGAUCGAUCAUUCAGAUCUGAUCAUUCCCAUCCAUCAACAAAUCCCGGUGAAGGAACAAGAACAGUGACUGGUAGUCAUCGUGAACAGUACAUGUAUCAACACAAAUCCUGGUGA